Molecule: messenger RNA, 1099 nt
Organism: Nicotiana tabacum (common tobacco)
Lineage: Eukaryota; Viridiplantae; Streptophyta; Magnoliopsida; Solanales; Solanaceae
Source: RefSeq, a predicted model, not a curated record
GUGAAUUGUCAUUCCUUCUUUCUCCGUUCCCCCCCAAUAAUAUGGCACUCCUAGUAUAUGUAUAUAUCUCAUUCCUCUCUAUAUAUGAAGAAAUCAGGUAACUGUUCAGUAAUACAAUAUUCACUUCCACUUUUGCAUGUUAGAGAAGAUGUGGGCGUCACCUUUCAGUAUUUUGCUACUUAUGAUCACCUUCAGCUUAGUCCUAACAUACAGUCGCCUUCUUCCUCAACAAGAAAAGAAUGCUCUUAAAGAAAUAGCGGAACAGUUGGGAAAAAAAGGCUGGGAUUUUGAUGCGAAUCCUUGUGAUGUUGGUAACACAAAUUGGAACACGCCAACUGACAAUACGUCAACGUAUCAAAAUAAUGUGACCUGCAAUUGCUCUAUCCCCAAUAAUGGUUUCUGUCAUGUAGAAAGCAUAUUACUCAAAGGGCAAGAUCUUGCAGGUGUUCUCCCUCCCUCCCUGGUGAAGUUACCUUAUCUCAAGAAAAUUGAUCUCGCUCGCAAUUAUUUAAGUGGUACUAUUCCCCCUGAAUGGGCAUCUACCAAAGUGGAAUAUAUGUCUGUUCUGGUGAAUCAACUCUCUGGACCAAUUCCAAAAUACUUGGAAAACAUGACUGCACUACUUUAUAUGAGUUUGGAAAAUAACAUGUUUAGUGGAACUAUUCCAAAAGAACUCGGAAACAUGGUUAAUUUGCAGAAUCUCACUCUUAGUUUUAAUAAUCUCACAGGUAAGUUGCCAGUGGAACUCAAUAAACUCACAAACUUAUUAGAACUUAGGUUGAGCGGUAACAACUUUACUGGAAAACUUCCUAGCUUUGAGAGUUUUAAAAACCUACAGAAAUUAGAGAUUCAAGCUUCUGGUUUUGAAGGACCUGUAUCUCAAAGCAUUUCUGUCUUGACCGGAAUGUCUGAAUUAAUAAUCAGUGACUUGACUGGAAGUGCUUCAGAAUUUCCACCGCUUGAGAACAUGACAGGCCUAAGUAGAUUGAUGUUAAGGAACUGCAAUAUAUCUGGGAAGAUUCCUUCUUACUUAGCUAAAAUGCCUCAAUUACAAAUUCUGUAAGUCUGCCGCCCAACUUCACUCUGAUUUUAAUUUUUU